CCCAUGCGAGAGCGGGGCCGCGGCUGCCACUGCCGGCUCCCGGCGUGAGCGCCGCCGGCCGGGCCGAGCCGUGCCGUGCCAUGCCCGGCUGCGGGGCGUAUCGUGAGGCUGCCAGAGGCUGCCGGCACCGGCGCCGCUCUUGCCGCCGCCGCCGCGACAUGGUGUGAGCCCGCUGCCGCCGGGGACGCGCGGGCACCCACCGACUCACCCGCUCAGCCACCGACCGGCCGGCCGGGAUCCUCGGGGGGAUCCAGCCCCGCACCGCAGCGCGGGGAGACGGACGGACGGACAAACAGCAGCACCCCUUCUCCUUCCUCCUUCCCUUCCUUCACCUCCCUUUCCCCCCUCCUCCUCCUCCCACCAUCCAUCUAUCUAUCCAUCAUCCCCCCCCGCCAACCCCUCCCAAUGCUGAAGAGUUUCAACCCGGCGGGGCUGGAGUGAAGAAGGGAAGGGCGGAAGGGAGGAGAGGAGCGGAGCUCCGCUCAAUUCACAGCUGCUCCAGGGAGGGAGGAGCGGCCUCGCUAUUAUUUAACAGUGAAGAAAAAAAAUAUUAAAGGAAAAAAAAGAGAAGAGACGGGAAAAUGGCGAACGAUUCUCCUGCAAAAAGUCUGGUGGAUAUCGACCUUUCCUCCCUGCGGGACCCCGCUGGGAUUUUUGAACUGGUGGAAGUGGUUGGCAAUGGCACGUACGGGCAAGUCUACAAGGGUCGCCAUGUCAAAACAGGUCAGCUGGCAGCCAUCAAAGUCAUGGACGUUACUGAGGAUGAAGAAGAAGAAAUCAAACUGGAGAUUAAUAUGCUUAAGAAAUAUUCUCAUCAUAGAAAUAUUGCAACUUAUUAUGGUGCUUUCAUUAAGAAAAGUCCUCCAGGACAUGAUGACCAACUGUGGCUUGUUAUGGAGUUUUGUGGAGCUGGCUCUAUCACAGACCUUGUGAAGAACACAAAAGGGAAUACCCUGAAAGAGGACUGGAUAGCAUAUAUCUCCAGAGAGAUUCUCCGGGGGUUGGCACAUCUUCAUGCCCAUCAUGUGAUUCACAGGGAUAUCAAAGGGCAAAAUGUGUUAUUAACAGAGAAUGCAGAAGUGAAACUUGUGGAUUUUGGUGUGAGUGCUCAGCUGGACAGGACAGUUGGCAGGAGAAACACUUUUAUUGGGACUCCAUACUGGAUGGCUCCAGAAGUUAUUGCCUGUGAUGAGAAUCCAGAUGCUACGUAUGAUUACAGAAGUGACCUUUGGUCGUGCGGCAUUACGGCCAUAGAGAUGGCAGAAGGAGCUCCCCCACUUUGUGACAUGCACCCCAUGAGGGCACUCUUUCUGAUACCCAGGAACCCUCCCCCACGGUUAAAAUCCAAGAAAUGGUCGAAAAAGUUUUUCAGCUUUAUAGAAGGUUGUCUAGUGAAGAAUUACAUGCAGCGACCUUCUACAGAACAACUGUUGAAACAUCCCUUUAUACGUGACCAGCCAAAUGAAAGGCAAGUCCGAAUUCAGCUUAAGGACCAUAUAGACAGGACCAGGAAGAAGAGAGGAGAGAAAGAUGAGACGGAGUAUGAAUAUAGUGGAAGUGAGGAAGAAGAGGAGGAAGUGCCUGAACAAGAAGGAGAGCCAAGUUCCAUUGUCAAUGUGCCUGGAGAAUCAACCCUCCGACGUGAUUUCCUGAGGCUGCAGCAGGAAAACAAGGAACGUUCCGAGGCCCUUCGGAGACAGCAGCUGCUGCAGGAGCAGCAGCUCCGUGAGCAGGAGGAGUACAAGAGGCAGCUGCUGGCAGAGAGGCAGAAACGCAUCGAGCAGCAGAAGGAGCAGAGGAGGCGGCUAGAAGAGCAACAAAGAAGAGAAAGGGAAGCUCGAAGGCAGCAAGAGCGUGAGCAAAGGCGGAGAGAACAGGAGGAAAAAAGACGUCUGGAAGAAAUGGAGAGGAGGCGUAAGGAGGAGGAAGAGAGAAGAAGAGCAGAGGAGGAAAAGAGGAGGGUAGAAAGAGAGCAGGAGUAUAUCAGGCGACAGCUAGAAGAGGAGCAGCGGCACUUGGAAAUUCUACAGCAGCAGCUGCUCCAGGAGCAGGCCAUGUUACUGGAAUACAGAUGGCGAGAGAUGGAGGAGCACCGCCAGGCAGAGCGACUCCAGCGCCAGUUGCAGCAGGAGCAAGCCUACCUCCUGUCGCUGCAGCACGAUCACAGGCGGCAGCAGCAGCAGCAACAGCAGCAGCAGCAGCAGCAGCAAGAGAGAAACAAACAAAGCUAUCAUACCCCUGAGCCAAAAUCCCACUAUGAGCCUGCUGAAAGAGCACGUGAGGUGGAGGAGAGAUUUAGGAAAACUAAUCAGGGCUCCCCUGAAGCACAGUCUAAACAGAUGGGCAAAGUGUUGGAGCCACCAGUGCCUUCAAGAUCAGAGUCCUUUUCCAAUGGAAACUCAGAACCUGCUCAGCCUGCCCUGCAGAGGCCAAUGGAGCCCCAGGUACAGUGGUCCCAUCUGGCAUCUCUCAAGAACAAUGUUUCCCCUGUCUCGCGAUCCCAUUCCUUCAGUGACCCUUCUCCCAAAUUUGCUCAUCACCAUCUUCGUUCCCAGGACCCAUAUCCACCUUCACGCAGUGAAGUGCUUAAUCAGAGUUCUGACUCUAAGUCGGAGGUACCCGACCCCACCCAAAAGGCUUGGGCUAGAUCAGACAGUGACGAGGUGCCUCCAAGGGUACCUGUGAGAACAACGUCCCGAUCGCCAGUCCUGUCCCGCCGCGAUUCCCCACUGCAGGGCGGUGGGCAGCAAAAUAACCAAGCAGGACAAAGAAAUUCCACGAGCAAUAUAGAGCCUCGUCUGCUGUGGGAAAGGGUGGAGAAGCUUGUACCAAGGCCAGGCAGUGGCAGUUCUUCUGGCUCAAGCAACUCUGGCUCCCAACCUGGCUCUCACCCUGGCUCUCAGAGUGGGUCUGGAGAGCGGUUCAGGAUGAGAUCAUCAUCCAAAUCAGAGGGUUCGCCAUCACAGCGCCAUGAAAGUGCACCUAAAAAGCCUGAAGAGAAAAAGGAAGUCUUCAGACCUAUCAAGCCUGCUGAUUUGACUGCAUUGGCAAAGGAGUUGCGAGCAGUAGAGGAUGUGCGACCUCCACAUAAAGUAACGGAUUACUCAUCCUCAAGUGAGGAGUCAGGGACAACAGAUGAGGAAGAUGAUGAUAUGGAGCAAGAAGGAGCAGAUGAAUCUACUUCUGGACCAGAUGAUGUCCGAGCAGUGUCAACGUUGAACUUGAGCAAUGGUGAAACAGAGUCAGUAAAAACCAUGAUUGUCCAUGAUGAUGUGGAGAGUGAACCUGCCUUGACUCCUUCUAAGGAGGGCACCUUAAUUGUUCGACAGAGUACAGUUGACAAAAAGCGUGCCAGCCAUCAUGAGAGCAAUGGCUUUGCCGGUCGCAUUCACCUCUUGCCAGAUCUCUUACAGCAAAGCCAUUCCUCCUCCACUUCCUCCACCUCCUCCUCCCCAUCCUCCAGCCAGCCGACACCCACCAUGUCCCCACAGACACCCCAGGACAAGCUAACUACUAAUGAGACUCAGUCCGCUAGUAACACACUCCAGAAACACAAAUCUUCCUCCUCCUUUACACCUUUUAUAGACCCCAGAUUACUACAGAUUUCUCCAUCUAGUGGGACAACUGUGACUUCUGUGGGAUUUUCUAGUGAAGCAAUGAGAUCAGAGGCAAUAAGGCAAGACCCUACACGGAAAGGAUCAGUUGUCAAUGUGAAUCCCACCAAUACACGGCCACAGAGCGACACACCGGAGAUUCGGAAGUACAAGAAGAGAUUCAAUUCUGAGAUACUGUGUGCGGCCUUAUGGGGAGUGAACUUGUUGGUGGGCACUGAAAGUGGUCUGAUGCUGCUAGACAGAAGUGGGCAGGGGAAGGUUUAUCCACUCAUCAAUCGAAGACGAUUCCAGCAAAUGGAUGUACUUGAAGGGCUGAAUGUCUUGGUGACAAUUUCUGGUAAGAAGAACAAGUUGCGAGUUUACUAUUUGUCGUGGUUAAGAAAUAAAAUCCUUCACAAUGAUCCUGAAGUAGAAAAGAAACAGGGCUGGACAACGGUGGGCGACCUGGAAGGCUGUGUGCACUAUAAAGUUGUAAAAUAUGAACGAAUCAAGUUCUUGGUAAUUGCAUUGAAGAGUUCUGUGGAAGUCUAUGCAUGGGCACCAAAGCCAUACCAUAAAUUUAUGGCCUUUAAGUCAUUUGGAGAAUUGGUACAUAAGCCAUUGCUGGUGGAUCUAACUGUAGAAGAGGGUCAGAGACUAAAAGUGAUCUAUGGCUCCUGCGCUGGCUUCCAUGCUGUUGAUGUGGAUUCAGGAUCCGUCUAUGAUAUUUAUCUACCAACACAUAUCCAGAGUAGUAUCCAGCCUCACGCAAUCAUCAUCCUCCCAAACACGGAUGGGAUGGAGCUACUGGUCUGCUACGAGGAUGAAGGAGUUUAUGUCAACACCUACGGAAGGAUAACCAAGGAUGUGGUUCUGCAGUGGGGAGAAAUGCCAACUUCAGUUGCAUACAUCCGCUCUAACCAGAUCAUGGGCUGGGGAGAAAAAGCUAUCGAGAUACGGUCGGUGGAAACUGGACACUUGGAUGGUGUGUUCAUGCACAAAAGGGCACAAAGACUCAAAUUCUUAUGUGAACGCAACGACAAGGUUUUCUUUGCCUCCGUGCGGUCAGGUGGAAGCAGUCAAGUCUAUUUCAUGACCCUUGGCAGGACUUCACUUCUGAGCUGGUAGAAGCAGUGAGAUUUGGAGAGGAAUUGCUGACAUCCAGAGUCUGAGAUCUUCAUAACUUGGAAUUAUUUUCAACUGGAGUACAGACCUGCACGAGUGCAGCACUCUGUGUAAAUGUGUGUGCAGGCAUCACUGGUGUUAGGUUUCUUUAUGUUUUUCAACUGAGGCUGCGAGGCAGCUGGUGCUGUAAAGAUAUCGCCAUCAGGUGCUACAAUGUCUUUGAGAUUUGGGAUCACGCUAGAAAGCUACAGGUCUUCUUUUCCCUUCAGCUCCAGUAUUCCUAGGAUUUGAAGGACUCUGUUUGUUAGUGUUAAAACAGAGGAGGGGGGAAAAAAGGAAGAAAAACAAACCAGGCUUACCAUGAACAUGCUGUUUGUUGAGUGGACAGGAGGCAGGCAAGAGAAGGUGAGAAGAGGUGUAGAGAGUCAGACUGGCUGAAACAGAGGGCAGAUCUAGUCUAGUAAUGUUAACAAUGUAUUUAAUUGACAUUUCUUUUUUGUAAUGUGACAAUAUGUGGACAAAGAGAAAGGUGCAGGUUUUAAGAAGUUAAUAUUUAUAAAAUGUGAAAGACACAGUGACUAGGAUAUCUUCUUCUUGGGGACAGGGAGGGUGGGAAGGGUCUUGGGGUGGAAUUCUUAGGGUUUGUUUUUUUUUUGUUGUUUUUUUUUUGUUUUUUUUUGUUUUUUUUUUUUUUUUUUUUUUUUUUUUUUUGUUUCUGCAGUUUUAUUUUGGCCUGGCCAAUAACUUUAGUCAUUUUCUGUGUACCAGGUGUUGCCUGAAACAUGUGCAGGUGAUUAAAAAAAAAAAAAGGAAAAAAAAAAUUCAUUUUCUAUAAUGAUUCUGUGUUAGGCCAGAACUUGGUUAUGUCACAGUAUUAGCACUGCCUCAGUUAAAGGUUUAAUUUUUGUUUAAACCUAGAAGUGCAACAACAGUUUUACCACAGUCUGCACUCGCAGAACUAAAAAAAAAAAAAGAAAAAAAAAAAAGAAAAAAAAGAGAAAUAAAAUCCAAACUACAUAUGUUUAUUUUUUUGUGCCUACCUCAUUGUUUUUAAUGCAUAAAAUAAAAGAGGUGGUUUAGUUUAUACGUUUUUAGAAGAAAACCAUUAAUGUCUAAUUUAAUCUUAAUACCAAAACUACCAGAUUGAAAGGUUUCUGACUGUUAUUGCAUAGCAAGUUUCAGCAGGAGGAGAGAGUAGUCCGUUGUGGCAAUGGUCGUAGUGGUAUGGCAGUGAGACACUGAUUAAUGUAAUUUGCUUACAAAAUUUGGUAAAGCAAGCGUUUUUUAAACCAGUUUCAUCCUUAGUAGAAGUCUGAAUUUAGCCUAAACCAGAAGUUUCACUCUUCUAACACAUGGGCUUAGUAACAGGCAGGUUAAAAGUAACUAGGCUAGUUCUAUAAAUUGUUUAAUGUUGUAGGAAACAUUUUGGGGCGGUGAUGUUUUUCUUUUUAAGAAUGCAAUGCACUAAAACUCUUUUAAGAAUGUAGUUAAUACUGCUUAUUCAUAAAAACAGCGUAUACCUGUGUUUAGAUGUAAGAUCCCAGCUCUGGCUUUUUUCCUUUCUUUUUUUUUUUUUUUUUUUUUUUUAAGUCAGUUUUAUUUUAUGAAUAAGUUCUGACAUUUUUAAUAAAUGUCUUGAGAGUAAUAAUUUGUUUAGUGGCUACAUGUUCAUUACUUGAGAAAUCUUGAGUGUAUAAUAAUCUGUUGGUGUUGUAAUAAUGCACAGUCUCACGAUUCAGCCAUUUUCCUUUUUGUUUUCUUAUUCUUUUUUUUUUUUUUUUUUCCCUUAAUUCCUUUGGUGGGGUACUUUGCUGACAGCUGCCUUAAGCUGUUCAUUCAGUGAACAAGCUCUCAGUGUUUCAUGGGCUUUGUCUUCUGCUGUGGUUAACUUUCCUUCAUGGCAUGACAGGUAGGGCUUUUUAAACACGUGUUCUUCAAUUCAGUCAAGCUGACGGCUCGAGCGACUGGUCACACAAUCAAUUAAGAGCCAAGAGCACCAAGUGUGCAAAGCUCAGACUCCACAGACCCUUCUUUUGGUGUCAAAUCUGACUGCUGUAAGUCCUUCAGCCCCGGCCAGGCUGCUGCUGAAGACUCCUUGGAGCACCGCAGAUGGUUGAAAAGCGAGCGGUAAACGCGUACCUCCAGCGCGUGCGUGUGCACACAGCAACCCCCACUCCCCACCCCCAAAAAAGAAUCAAAACUCAAGAAAGCCUUACAUUUGCUGGCGGAGGAAUACCUAGAACUAUUUUUUUUUAAUUGUAUGACUUUUGGAUAGUGUUGAAGGUGAAGGAUGUGUUCUUUUCGGGCCCGGUGUGGUCAGCCAGAAGAACGACCAACCUUUUGUACUAUAAUGACUAAAGGGGACUCUGAAUGCAGCGUGGGUAGACAUGGGUGUGAUCACAGAGCUGCCCUGUAGUGUAGUUUGCCGAAGCUGAUUCGAUCGAAUGUCAGUCUGCGUGAUUUAAAUCUUCCAGUGCUAUGUGGUCAAAAUUAAUCUAGUCCUUGAAAGCUGAUGCUAUUCACCUAGAGGAAGAUGCUCCAGUGCUGUAGGGAUGCCCAGGUCAUGAAUAUGUGCUGUUGAAGUUUUGAGGCUCCGGGGGAGGGUGGCAAUCUCCUUCCUUCCGUGGGUCUGCCCAUCUGGCAGCUUCUGCCUCCACAGAAGUGCCAACAUGGCAAGGUAAAAACAGUAUUACAAAACCACUUCGUAUACCAACAUCCAACUCUUCAAACAGUGCUUUUGUAAGCAAAGAAGAAAAGAAAAGCUCCUAGGUUUAGUUUUAAGCUUUAAUAAGUAAUAAUUUUCUGUAUCUUUAAGUCAAAGUAACCCUAACUUGUAUGACUGCAGUGUUUUUAUUUUUUAUCUUAUGCACAUGUUAUGUUGGAGAAAAUGUUUACAAAAAUGGUUUUGUUACACUAAUGUGCAUCACAUAUUUAUGGUUUAUUUGAAAGUGAUUUUUGUGGGUUUUUUAGUUUUUCAUAGUAGUAGUAGUACACUUUUUGUGAUUUAUAACCCCAAACUCUGCUGAUUAUAAAGAUGCUAAACAAUAAUACAAAAUGACAAACUGCAUUAAAAUUACUAAUCGUAGAGCUGCAAAGCAGACUGGUGACAAGUAAAACACUCAGCCUUUUUUUUGCAGUGCUAUCUAACUUGUCUUCUGUGUAUUAUGGAAAUUACUGUUUUUUCCCCGUUUUUCCUUAAAUAAAGUCAAAUUGACACCUAU
Oenanthe melanoleuca is the source of this 7939-nucleotide messenger RNA. RefSeq names its product mitogen-activated protein kinase kinase kinase kinase 4 (gene MAP4K4). The record is from RefSeq and is a predicted model, not a curated record. Gene Ontology annotation, biological process: protein phosphorylation. The coding region runs from base 582 to 4721 and encodes 1379 amino acids. Lineage: Eukaryota; Metazoa; Chordata; Aves; Passeriformes; Muscicapidae. Gene Ontology annotation, molecular function: protein kinase activity; ATP binding. The transcript is spliced from 32 exons.